AUGGCAAUGCCCCAGAAUUCCACCAGAGAAAAUGGUUUUUGUUUCACUCAGACACUUGACUUCUCCCACCCAUCUCCCUGUCCUGGCGAGGCUGGACGGACCUUUAGUGCUGCAAGUGGGCAAGAUGCCUGUGGCACCCCAAUGAGCAAUGGCAUCACAUCCUCCAGUGCACCCAGCCCCUCUGACUCAUGUGCUCAACCCCUCUGCUCCACCACCCCAGGAGAGGAGGAGACCCAGUAUGAGGAUGGAAUUAAAUACGUGUCGACUGAAGGGAAGGAACUGGCCUGUGGCUGGGGAAGGUUCACCCCCGGGUGCUUACAGCUCUGUAACACAUCCAGGGGUGUCUUGUUCUUCCUCUGCGUGGCCUCCUUCCUGCAAGGCAUGACAGUGAAUGGCUUCAUCAACACUGUCAUCACCUCCAUCGAGCGCCGCUUCGACCUCCGCAGCUACCAGAGUGGGCUGAUCGCCAGCUCCUACGACAUCGCCGCGUGUGUCUGCCUGACCUUUGUCAGCUACUUUGGGGGGAACGGCCACAAACCACGAUGGCUGGGUUGGGGUGUGCUGGUCAUGGGCUUGGGCUCCCUGCUCUUUGCCUUGCCCCACUUUACCACAGGACAAUAUGAGAUACGUUCAGGGACCGAGGUGGGCAUCUGUGGGAGGAACCAGAGCCUACCGUGCUCCCAAGCUGCCUCCAGCCUUUCCAGCUACAGGUUUGUCUUCAUGCUGGGGCAGUUCCUGCACGGAAUGGGAGCCACACCACUCUACACCCUUGGUGUCACUUAUUUAGAUGAAAACGUCAAGACUAACUACUCCCCUGUGUACAUUGCUAUUUUCUACACUGCUGCAAUCCUUGGGCCUGCAGCAGGUUAUCUGGUAGGAGGAAAGUUGCUAACUAUUUAUACUGAAAUUGGCAGAGAGAUUGACAUGGCCCCGGAGAACGCACUGUGGGUGGGAGCAUGGUGGAUUGGCUUCCUCGUGGGGGCUGGACCAGCCUCUCUCCUCAUCUCCAUCCCCAUCCUGGGGUAUCCCCAGCGUCUCCCAGGAUCCCAGCGGUAUAUCGUUAUGAGGGUGUCAGAGGCUCAUCAACUAAAGGAUGGGAGCCACAAAAAAGCAUCAGAUCCAGACUUUGGGAAAACAGUUAAAGAUCUGCCUCGGUCAGUCCUGCUGCUUCUGAAGAACCCCACCUUCAUCUUCCUCUGCUUAGCAGGAGCGACCGAAGCCACCCUCAUUGCUGGGAUGUCCACAUUUGGACCCAAGUUCCUGGAGUCUCAGUUUAGUUUAAGUGCCUCUGAAGCUGCUACAUUAUUUGGUUAUCUGGUUGUGCCAGCCGGAGGGGGAGGCACAUUCCUGGGAGGAUUCCUUGUGAAUAAAUUUAAACUCCGCUGUUCAGGAAUCAUCAAAUUGUGUUUACUUUGUACAGUAUUGAGUCUGCUGGCAAUGCUCAUUUUUUUUAUCCACUGCCCUAAUAUGCCAAUGGCAGGAGUGACCCAGAUAUACAAUGGAAGUGCUUUGCCUGGUGGGCACCUAAACCUGGCAGCAGCCUGCAACGCUGAGUGUGGCUGUUUGAAGGAGACCUACAGCCCUGUCUGCGGGAGUGAUGGUGUUAUGUAUUACUCUCCCUGCCAUGCUGGGUGCAAACAACUGUCUGAAAACCUCACGAAUGGCAAGAAGGUCUAUUAUGAGUGUAGCUGUGUUUACGAGACCCACCAGUCUGACCCUGGCAACGCAGUGGCAGGAAAAUGCACCUCCUCUUGUGAAAAACAGCCAUUGCUCCUGUUCUUCAUGUUUGUGGUCAUCCUCUUCACCUUCCUGAGCAGUAUUCCUGCCCUGACUGCCACUCUGCGGUGUGUCUCUGACAGGCAAAGGUCAUUUGCACUUGGGAUCCAGUGGAUUGUAGUACGAACACUAGGAGGCAUCCCUGGCCCCAUCGCCUUUGGAUCCAUGAUUGAUAAAUCCUGCCUGCUCUGGCAGGACCAGUGUGGUGAGCAGGGUUCUUGCUACGUUUACCAGAACUCAGCCAUGGGCCGAUACACCCUCAUCACUGGACUGGUCUACAAGGUGCUUGGGACAACCUUCUUUAUAGUCUCCUGUUUACUCUACAAACCUCCUCCACCGGAGUCAGCUCCAGGCAGCUCAGAUGCAUCUGAAAAUGUCAACAGUGACCUCCAAGAACACAUGCCUUCACUGCCAGCUGAAGAGCAUAUAUAGUGCUCUACACAUGCAAGUGACUUUCAUAGCCUCAGUAACACAAUGAGAAGACAUUAUGCAGUCCCAAGGGGUCUUUAAAUUAACAGUAAUAUUAUAACUUUUUUAGUUGGAGAUAAAUAAUUUAAUUAACCACUGGUGUGCUUUCUAUUUUCUUAAUGGCAGAAGCACAUGGAAAAUUGUGUGCUGGUGCCAUGUGCAGUUAUUUAAUUUUAUUUAAAGAAAGGGCUACCAUAGCUUUAUUCUCUGUCUGUGACAAGCGAGGACCAAGUUCUCCACUCGUGGAAAUAAGCACCGGUAACUCCAAUGGAGCACGUGGGGUUUAAA
Molecule: messenger RNA, 2532 nt
Organism: Acanthisitta chloris (rifleman)
Lineage: Eukaryota; Metazoa; Chordata; Aves; Passeriformes; Acanthisittidae
Gene: SLCO4A1
Product: solute carrier organic anion transporter family, member 4A1
Exons: 11
Coding region: 1-2208 (735 amino acids)
Biological process (GO): sodium-independent organic anion transport; transmembrane transport
Cellular component (GO): membrane
Molecular function (GO): protein binding
Source: RefSeq, a predicted model, not a curated record